This is a messenger RNA of Anopheles cruzii, 561 nucleotides long. RefSeq lists its product as uncharacterized. The record is from RefSeq and is a predicted model, not a curated record. NCBI's taxonomy places the organism in Eukaryota, Metazoa, Arthropoda, Insecta, Diptera, Culicidae. The coding region runs from base 1 to 561 and encodes 186 amino acids. The transcript has 3 exons.
AUGGCAACGGCGGCCAGCGAUCGUCAGGAGCGAGCCGCACUGGUGUUUACACGUGGCGGUUCCAUAGGGUACCUGCUGGCGAUUGCCAUCCCGUUGCUGGUGCCGGGUCGUAAUAUCUAUCUGUCGCACAAUUUCGAAGCCAACUAUGGCGUUCCGACGAACGAAACGCAGUACUUCCUGUGGUAUCAGCGCUUCAAGGCCACCAACUUUAACGUCACCGAAGCGAUCGCGAAUAACCGGCGGUUGCGACGGGACACGGGAUUCAGUAGAACGUACUUCUACGGCCAGCUGAUGGAGCGGAUGGAUCUGUACGGCCUGAACGGAACCGGAUGCAUGCAGCGCAUGGUGUGCGAAAUGCGCGAGACCCCAGUCGGGGACCAUAACGGGGUUUUUGGUGAUGUAAUCGAGGCGAUCUUCAGCCCCUCAUCGUCGGUUGAUGAGGAUCUCCCGGCGAUGUACUACGAGGCCGAGUCGAGUGGUGCCAAUGAGGGAUGCGACCAGUAUCGGCCGUUUUGCGCAAUCGAUCUGCUCGGACUGGUAUCGAUCGUGCUCGAGGUGUAG